CCCAGAGAAAGCACAGGCAGGCAGGAGCUGUGCAGUUCGUAGAAGAGCAAGUUGGAAUACACUGUUUGCAGGAACAAGGCGAGACUUUGCAGGGGACACCAGGUCCUGGACAGCGGUAAAAGUGAUUUGAUACCUGAGCUAUGUCGGCUCCUCCCCCUCCACCCCCACCUGCACCACCGCCACCAUUUCGUGGCCCACCUGCACCAACCCAGGGUAGAUCAGCUCCUGUAAAACCAAAACAAGAAUUAUCAGGCCGUUCAGCUUUGCUUUCUGACAUUGAAAAAGGGGCACGUUUGAAAAAAGUAGCACAGACCAAUGAUCGAAGUGCGCCUCAAAUUCAAAAUGCUAAGAAAAACUCAGAAAAUGUCAAAGGUUCAGGGUUACCUACCCCAGGAGGGUUAUUUGCCCGAGGAUUUCCUGCUCUUAAACCAAUGGGCCAAAGAGAUACUCCAGGAACUAAAAUUGCUGUCCAGGCUUCAGGACCAAGAGCAAGUUCUCCAAAACCGCAAGAACUAAAAAGCAAUAAUAGAAAAUAUUCUGAAAGUUCCUGUGCUCCCGAUCCACCUAAACCAGCAAAUAAUUAUUUGUCAUCCACCUGUGCAUUGAGAACUCCCCCACCAAGACCAAACAUUCUUGGUACUUCAUAUCGUCCACCACCUCCAGUUCCACCAACUGGCAGUAAACCUCAACUGCAUAUGCAGCCAUCUUCAGCUGGGCCACCAUUUAAAGAAAGGUCAGCAAAAAAUGCAUUGCCAAAUCCUCCACCAAUACCACCUCCACUUCCUCAAGAGGAGAAACCAUCAAGGAAUCAAGAUACUUCUCAUACUUUGAAUCCAGCACCAUCUGCACUUCUUCUUCAUCCUGGAUUUCAUGGAAGAAAAUCAGAAUUCUUAAACCCUUCUCCUCCACCAAAUGAAGAUAUGGUAUAUGCCAACGAUCUUCCUCCUCCUCCUUUUGUAAAUCAUGAAGAUCAAGAAAGUGCAUUUGAGCAAUAUGACGAAUACCCUUUAAAAAAUAAUAUUUUGCCUCCUCCUCCCCCACCUCUUCCAUCUAUGUCGUUAUUUGAUAAACGAAGAUUAUCUGAGCCAUUUCCACCACCUCCAAAUUAUAUUUUGGAACAGAGCAGAACACAUCCAUCAAAACCUCAACCAUCCCCUCCUCCUAUACCUGGAAGAUUAAGGAGAAAUGCAGUGCCUCCUCCUGCUCCUCCUCCAAGGUCACCGAAUACAGAACUGUCCAACAACCAGAGACGUAAUUCAUCACCCCAAACCAUCCCUCUUCCUCAUCACGGAUUCAAGGGCCAACAUCAGAGAGACCCCCCACAGGAAGGGAAUCGGAAACCAAAAAGAGAUGAUUUUGAAUCUAAAUUUUCCUUUCAUACAUUGGAAGAUGUACCACCCCCAGAGAUAUUUGUGUUUAUAGAACGCAUUUACCCUAGCAGGUUGUGUGGAAGACGCCAAGAACCACCAUCUCCACCACCGCCACCUCCACCAAUGAGACACCAGAGAUGAGAAUAGUGUAUCUGCAAUGACCAAUGAACAAAAAGGGGAUAUAUUUGUAAAAAAAAAAAAAAAAAAAUCUGUCAUAAUAUGAUUUCCUCUAGUACUUGUUCCUAUUAUACUAGGAAUAUGUUCUAUUCUAAAUUAAUAUUAUAUUCUAAUCUAAAGCAAUAGAGAACCCAACUGUAAUAUACUUAUGUAUGGACCUUACCAUAUAUUUGGUAUAUGAACGUUUUAAUUCAAAUGAUUAAUGAAGGGAUUCUUCAAAAACAGCAAUGCUAAUGCUGAUGUGUAUAACAUUACCGUGUUGCAUGUUUUUUUUAUGUACCAUGUGACUAUACAUUUUUAGAUGAAGGGUAUUUCUUGACUUUAUAAAUGCCUCAGAAUAUUCAUGUAGAGGCCUAAGACAGGCUUCUGCAAAAGAUUAGUGGCUGCUGAAUAUGUUGUUUGCCAUCCUGUAUACUGGAAAACAUUUAAAAUAUGGUCUCCUACUAUGGUCUAACACAAAUUAUUCCUGAAUGUGAAAAGAUAACCAAGAGUUUUCCUCACAUUUUAACAAGUUUAUCUUUUAUUUACUUGGAAGUUACACCGGAAACUGCCAAAUGAAAUGCUGCUUGUAGACAAGGGGUUUAAUAACAAAGCACUUAAACGUUUUAAAAAUACUAUUUUAGUGAUAUUUUCAUCUUUAAGUUUUGUUUGUUGAAAAAUAGAAAUGUGUAAAUAUAAAUCUAGUUUUUGUGCUGUGUAGUUGUUUCUAGGCCCACCAUUAGAGCUUUCAGGGUUGUUCUUAUGAGACAAUUUGCAGUCUGUUCAUAAGGAUGAGUUGUUCACAAAUAAAUAGGGUUUGCAACAAUAUAUUUAAGAAUAUUUGAAAGCACUCCUGUCAUAUAGUGCUUCCGACAUUUGCACACUACUUACCAAGAAAACAAAAAAGAAAGUACAUUUCAUCGUAAUUGUACAUUUGAAAGUUGUUUAAAAUUGCACACCAUAAAGGUUCAAAUUUUAAAGGGACAUAAUACCCAAAUGUUGAAGCACUUGAAAGUGAUGCAGUAUAGCUGUAAAAAGCUGACUAGAAAAUAUCACCUGCACAUCUCUAUGUAAAAAAGAAAGAUAUUUUACCUCAAAAAGUAUUCACACUUCACUGUAAAGAGCCCUUAAGCAGCCAAUCAUAAUGCUACUACCAGGACUUGCAAGGGAGUGUGCAUUUGGCAUGUGCAGGCACAGUCAUGUUGCUUUUCUAUUCAGUUUAAUCCUUUCCUGCCGUUGCCGUCCUAACUACGCUGGACUUUAGCGUUUGGCUGUCCUGAAGCCAUACCCGCUUCCUAAAUGGGAUCGCGGGCUGGAGGGUGUGCCUAGCAUCAUAGGCUUCCCUCGACCCGAUCUCAUCAUUGAAAUCAUGCAAUCGCAUGAGCGAUCAGGUGAUUUAAAUUUUUACUUAUUUGUUUACAUCAGAACUUUGUCCUGGCAGGAAGGGGUUAAGGAACCUUUUUUUUUCAACUUGCUGCUGGACAACACCUUAAGUAUAACUGUUCACAGAGCACUUACUCUGGUGAGCUGAAGAAAUUAUGAGGUAAAAUAUCAUCCCUUUUAUCUAUUGAUAAGCCAUGAUUUGGCAGCCUGAAUAUCAGUUUAUUCAUAGAAUCCAUGUUUCCAGUAGACAUAAAUAUGUGCGUCUCCAGCUAUACAGAAUUGGUUCACACAUUGGAAUAGCAAUGCUAGUCCAGUAAUUCAAUGCAAAAUCAGUACCAUACCUUUUUAUUGGGCUGUCCUCUAGGAUAAUGUUUUGUAAGAAAAGGGCACUAACAAUAUGGGUCAGUUUUAUGGAAUAUACAAAUCAUAACUUAUAAUAGAGGGGUUAACAUAAAAUCAUACAUGAGGUGAUCCAGUUAAUUCAGUAGAACGACAUGAAGAGCAAUAAAUAGUGUAGAAUGAAGUAAUAUUUGGAAAGAUCAAUCAAAGAGAGUAUAUAACAUUUGUCUGUUAAAAGAAAAAAACAAUACAGUAAAACCAUAUUUAACACAAACAAAAUAAAUAUGCUGGUGCCUAAUAUAUGCAUAUAUAUUUAUAUAUAUAUAUAUAUACAGGUAGCCCUCAGUUUACGCUGGGGUUAGGUUCCAGAAGGAAUGGUUGUAAAUCAAAACUGUUGUAAAUUGAAACCCAGUUUAUAAUGUAAGUCAAUGGGAAGUGAGGGAGUUAGGUUCCAGGUCCCUCUCAAAAUUGUCAUAAGUAACACCAAAUACAUUAUUUUUACAGCUUUGAAAUGAAGACUUUAAAUGCUAAACAGCAUUAUAAACCUAAUAAAAUAAUCACACAACACAGAAUAUAUAAUUAAGCUAAGUUAAAUGAACAAAAACAUUUGCUAAACAGCAUUAUAAACCUAAUAAAACAAUCACACAACACAGACUUCACUUGAAUUUUUCUGCAAACAGUUCUGUCUAUGCAUUCCAAUCUGGACUGAUUUAUAGACAGGAAGAUCUUGUUCCUUUGAAAUCUGCUCGAUAGCUCAGGUCUGGUUAAACCUACUGGCUAUUUUAAUAAAUGCACUGCUUCUCAAUGCUUUUCAAUAGCAGUCACAUGACUGGAAAAAAAAGGUUGUUAUUCUGAAACGGUGUAAAUUGAACCGUUGUAAAACGAGGGCCACCUGUAUAGGCUUUACUUUCCUGCUUUUAAAAUAAAGAUAACAAGAGAACGAAGAAAAAUUGUUAAUAGUAGUAAAUUAGAAAGUUGCUUACAAUUGUAUGCUCUAUUUGAAUCAUGAAAGGAACAUUUUUUGUUUAGUAUCCCUUUAAAUAAGACUGCGUUCCAUAUAUAGAAAAGGUGCUUAACACAAUGAAGUCCAGGCACUUCUUUACAAACUGGACAUUGGGAGAUUAGUAUUAUGUUGUUAUGGGCAUAUUGACUAGGAUAUAAUUAUUUGCCCUUCACUCUAAAUUAAAGGGUCAUGAAACUCAAAAUGUUUCUUUCAUGAUUCAGAUGGAUCAUGCCAUUUUAAUCAACUUUUUCAAUUUACUUCUAUUAUCUAAUUUAAUUAAUUCUCCAUGUUGAAGGAGCAGUAAUGCACUACUGGGAGCUAGCUGAAAGCCAAUGACAAGAGGCAUAUAUAUGCAGCCACCAAUCAGCAUCUUCUGACCCUACCUAGGUAUUUUUUUUCUUCAACAAAGGAAAUAAAUUGAAGGAAACGAAUAAGAGAAAUAAAUUUGAAAGUUGUUUAAAAUGGUAUGUUCUAUCUGAUUCAUGAAGGAAACAUUUUGAGUUUCAUGUCCCUUUAAGAAAGAACCAUUCCAUACUACUGUAGCAAAAUAGAUGUUCGAUAAUCCUCUUGUGGAAAUCCCUGUUCUUAUGAUUGCAGUGUUUAUUUAAGUACAAAUGGGCAUGGGCCAGUUGCAUAGUAAGUGCUAUGUAUAUGCCAACGUUUGGUAUAAUUGGUGAUGGCACAUAUUUUGGAAGAAAAUGUUUUGUUUUGUUUUUUAACUAGCAGGUUUAUGAAUUGUCACAAGAAAAUCAAAUUAUUAUUUUUUUUAUAUCUCGUCUCAGAGUGACACCUCAAAGGUACACACUUUCCCCCUAUUCUUAAAGUUGUCUGAAAUCUUGGGUCUGUCCUGUUUUGUUGGCUAAAAAAAACAUUUUACAACAAAAAGAUGCAUUUUUCUUGAUAUAUUAGAUCACUUUUAACAUAAAAACAAAUAUUUUAUGUCCAAUUAAGCGCUAAUUCUUCCUUCCAAAGCUUAUGCGUGUAUUUACUAUAAUAAGAAACCUGCCCUAACAUUGUAUCUUUCCAAGACCACAAAAAGGGUAAACUAAAUAACUGCCCCUCCAAUUCCAUUUUUUAUUAUAUGCAGCUGAUUAAUUGGUGAAUCUGGAAAGGCUGUUCUUUGACUAUACACAAAAACACAAGUUUAUCUGCGCUCACUGAGCACAGACUAGCAAGUAGGGAUGGGCGAAUGUGUUUAUAUUCAAAUUCGAAUGUUAGAACGAAUGUUAUUGUAGAAAUUCGAUUUACAUAAUAGAAUGUUGAUAAGAACGAAUAUUCUUAAAAAUUAAAUUUUCGAAUGUUAUUUACGGUUUUUGAAUGUCACAUUCGAAUUCGAAUGUCACAUUCGAAUUCUAAUGUCACUUUCGAAUUCGAAUAUUACAUUUAUAAAACACAAUUGUAGACUAGAAACACUAUUUCAAAUUUGAAUGUCAAAUUCGAAUCGAAUAUCACAUUCGAAUCAAUAUCACAUUCGAAUAUUACAUUUAUAAAACACAGUAUUAGACUAGAAAUACUAUUUCAAAUUCGAAUGUCACAUUCGAAUUUGAAUAUUACAUUUCAAAAUUGAAUGAAUACAUAACUGAACAUUCUAUUAUUCGAACGAAUAUUUUCGAAUUUUAUUGAAAAAUUCGAAAAUGAAAAUUUGAAAAUAGAAUGUUAUAUAAACAUUCGAAAUUCAUUUUGAACGAAUGAAUGUAUCAAAAUUCAUUUUAAAUUUCGAAUUUUUAGAAACAUUCGCCCAUCCCUACUACCAAGAUAAAGUAUUUUUUUGUUUAAGUAAAUAGAGGUAGGGUAUAAGUGAACAUAGAUUUCAAAUCACACUUGUUAUAGUAAAGUAAAGAGGAAUAAACACAAAUGAACUAACAUCCAGCUGGUUUAAAUUGAUACUAAACAUAGAAACAUAGAUAUUGACGGCAGAUAAGAGCCAUAGGCCCAGCAAGUCUGCCCGACCUUACCUAACAGUAUAAACUUAUCUAGUUCGUAGGAUAGCCUUAUGCUUGUCCCAUGCAUUUUUAAAGUCCCCCACAGUGUUUGUUGCUACUUCCUCUUGAGGGAGUUUAUUCCAUAAAUCAAUCACUCUUUCUGUAAAGAAGUGCUUCCUCAAAUUACUCCUGAAUCUACUACCCUUUAGCUUGAGAUCAUGACCCCUUGUUCUUGAAUUUUCCAUUUUAUGUAAAAUACCCACAGCCUCAGUUUUACUAAACCCUUUAAUGUACUUGAAAGUUGCUAUCAUAUCACCUCUUUCCCUUCUCUCCUCUAAGCUAUACAUAUUUAGGUCAUUGAGCCUAUCCUGGUAAGUUUUAUUUUUUAGACCAUGUACCAUUUUGGUAGCCUUCCUUUGCACAGAUUCAAGUUUGUUAAUAUCCUUCUGAAGAUAUGGGCCUCUAUUUAUCAAAGUCUGGCGGACCUGAUCCGACAGUGCGGAUCAGGUCCGCCAGACCUCACUGAAUACGGAGAGCAAUUCGCUCUCCGUAUUCAGCAUUGCACCAGCAGAUCGGGUUGAAUUGCGGCGAUGUCUGUCCGCCUGCUCAGAGCAGGCGGACAUGUUAUGGAGCAGCAGUCUUUAGACCGCUGCUUCAUAACUGGUGUUUCUGGCGAGACUGCAGGCUCACCAGAAACACGGGGCCUCAAGCUCUAUCCGGAGCUUGAUAGAUAGGCCCCAUGGCCUCCAGAACUGCACACAAUACUCAAGAUGAGGCCUAACUAAUGAUCUAUAAAGUGGCAUAAGAACCUUACUAUUUCUGCUGCACCUCUACCAAUACAUCCAAGCAUUCUGCUAGCCUUACUCGCUGCAUUACUACAUUGUUUACUAAGUUUUAAAUCAUCUGAAAUAAUAAUUCCCAAGUCCUGUUCCUCAUUUGUAACAGAAUGUUUUUCUUUCAUGAUUCAGAUAGAGCAUGCAAUUUUAAGCAACUUUCUAAUUUACUACUAUUUUAAUUUUGUCUUUGUUCGUUUACUAUCUUUAUUUGAAAAGCAGGAAUGUAAAAGCUUAGGAGCCGUCCCAUUUUAGGUUCAUCAUCCUGGAUAACACUUGCUUAUUGGUGGGUACAUUUAGCCACCAAUCGGCAAGCACUUCCCAGGUGCUGAACCAAAAAUGGUCCAGCUCCUAAGCUUUACAUUCCUGCUUUUCAAAUAAAGAUAGCAAAAGAACAAAGAAAAAAUGAUAAUAGGAGUAAAUUAGAAAGUUGUAUAAUAUAUUCCACGCUCUAUCUGAAUCAUUAAAGAAAAAAUGUGGGUAUAGCAUCCCUUUAAGUACAGGCAGUCCUCGGGUUACAGACAUCCGACUUAAGUACAACUCGUACUUACAUACAGAGAAAAUAGAGCUUUAUCGACAAUCCUUCUUUCCAGGAUAAUCCAAAAUACUGAAAAUCCAAUUGUCACAAGGACAGAAAGUGAUGUGAAAUGUUCUGAACAGGGGCACAGAUAGCAAAACAAACUUUAUCCUAUGCUAUCCAAAACAAAAAAAAAAUGUUUGGCUAGAGUUUCACCUAAAAAAAGUGCCUGUUCCAACUUACAUACAAAUUCAACUUAAGAACAAACCUAAAGUCCCUAUCUUGUACGUAACCCGGGGACUGCCUGUAGUAGUAUGAGCAGACAGCUGCACUGGAAAUGUAGGUCCAUUUGCUUACCGUGAGGGUAGUCUAUAAGAUGCCUCCCUGACAUAUAGCCAUUGUAUGGUCUAAAAGGAACAACCAAUCAACAGGCUGUGAAAGGUGUGUUCUGUCUGAUCGGGGACUCUGUUUAAAGGGACACAAAACACAGAUAUUUAGUUUCAUGAUUUAGAUCACUGGUUUUCAAACCUGUGCUCAGGCCUCUUUAACAGGUGAAAUAAUCAGCUGAUUAGUAACCAUGGUUAUUUUACCUGCUCUCAUCCAAGGUAAUCCAGAAAACCUGGCCUGUUGGGGAGGCCUAAGUAUAGGUUUGAAAACCAGUGAUUUAGAUAGAGCAUACACUUUUAAAAAAAACUUUCCAAUGUAUUUCUUUUAUCUAAUGUGCUUUGUUUUCUUGGUAUGCUUUGUUAAAAAGCAUGUCUAAAUAGGCUUAGGAGCUGGGAGCUAGCUUCCAAUUGGUGGCUGCACAUAUUUGCCCAUUUGUUAUUGACGUACUGAUGUGUUCAGCCAGCUCCCAGAAGUGCGUUGCUGCUCCUUCAAGAAAUUAUUACAAGAGACUGAAGCAAAAUUGAUCAUAUAAGUAAAUGGCAAAGUUGUUUACAAAAUAAUGCUCUAUCUGAAUCAUGAAAGAAAAAUGUUGGGUUUCAUGAACCAUUAAUGCUGAUCAUAGACAGAGCUGAAACAAAGGUUCCCCAUUCCACAAAAUGAAGCUAAAGCGGUUUAGCCAGUACGCCUCAAUUAGCGUCAGUCUUCUCUAAACGUUGCAGCCAAAUACUAUAUGGUUCCACAUAUUGUAGCAUUCUAUACCCACAUGUCCCCAAUAAAUAUAGUAUUUAACAAUUAGAAGGUAAAGUUUAAUUAGGUAUUACUUGACCAACCUUAGUAUUGCAAAUAAUAAUCACUAAUUAAAUAAAGCUAUAUACAUUUUCCACAAAAUGCCAACUAUUUUUUUAUUCAUUUAGGAGGAUACUCCACAUUUGUAUUUUCUUGUAGAAAUGAACAGCCCUGGAUAGCUAUUUGGACUUUUAGGCCCUUAAAUAAAAAGUGCACUUCCUUCUUCAGUCCCUCUACAUUAAUGGUUGAACCUGAACUCCCCUUUUCACUUUAGGUUGUAAAUAAUUUUGGUCUGGAUUAAUUCAUUCAUGCUACAGAUGGUGAGCAUUUGUUUAGUAAAGACAACUUUAAAGUAACAUGAAUAUAGUCAUGCAUGGAUGCGAAUGGCUUCAAUUAUGCGAUAGGGGCAUGUUUUGCACUAAAGUGAAAGUGUCUAGCUUUAUUUACCAGUCAUAUGGGGUAUUAGUUUGCAAAGUGAUGUUGAAUAUUAUACUUAGACUCUAUAUGGAAAAUAUAGGGCAAAAAAAAAGUAUUUUAGUCAAUCUCAUAAUACACAAAUAUUAUACAGUGUAGUUCUGAUGACUGCUGUAACUAGGAUAAGGUGCUGAGCUGUAAGAUUUUUAAUUGAUAUAGAGAUGCAGUUGUUUUGUACCUCAUUGUCUUCUCAUAUUUUUUUAAGUACUAUGUUAUGUGGCAUAUUUAUUUUGCUAUGGAGAGAACUCUUUAGUGAAUCUGUGCAGUUUAAGCGCAUACAUUCUUAGUGAAGCAGAAACAUUUAAAUUAUAUUAUUAAUAUUGUGGAAAAGAUAAGCUUUUCUUAUGUGCAAUUACGUUUUAAAGAAAAGAACACCAAAAAAAGUUUUACAUCAAUGAAAAUCAUAACCAAAUUAGUUUAUUUAGUAAGUUUUGAAAGUAAUUGAAGUCUGUAAAUAAGAUACUGUAAGUUAACUGUGUAAUCAAUAAAGUAAAUGAAUAAAACAAAAUUAAAAAAGUGUAACAAAAA
Messenger RNA from Bombina bombina (fire-bellied toad), 9698 nucleotides. It is a transcript of the gene WIPF3, whose product is annotated as WAS/WASL interacting protein family member 3. Gene Ontology annotation, cellular component: actin filament; cytoplasm. Gene Ontology annotation, molecular function: actin binding; microtubule binding. The coding region runs from base 141 to 1511 and encodes 456 amino acids. Lineage: Eukaryota; Metazoa; Chordata; Amphibia; Anura; Bombinatoridae. Gene Ontology annotation, biological process: actin filament polymerization. The transcript has 9 exons. The record is from RefSeq and is a predicted model, not a curated record.